GGAGAUAAACUAUAUAUCUGCCUUUAUGAAAUGAAUUAGUGUGACAUCAGAAAUCCAGAAACCUGUAAAUUCAAAAAAGUUGCGUAUCUGUCCUGAAUAAAUUGCAUUGCACCAGAUUGAUGCCCAUUCCUUACUUUGGUCCCACCGUAAGCAUCUCCUCCAGUAGGGCUUUAAAUAUCUCCACGUGUUGACCAAAAUUUAACGGACCAGAUUAAUUUUAUUAACCAAAACCUUCUAACCAUGGUUAGACUGUACUAUUACUGCACCAAACAGUAGAAGCGGUCGCACUUCCGAUUGGCGAAGUCUCAAAUCCUGCCGGAAUAGUGCCUGUAAAUACUCUUCUUUUUUAUUUUCGGAAAUUGAUUAGAUCCAAAAGAUUCUAAAUAACAAAAACUCAAAGAUCAAAUUGAGGGAAACGAGAAACUUAGUCAGCCUGUUUCGGUUGACCCAUGAAUUGACUUGGUGGAUGGCGGCUUUUCUAUGGAGAAGAGAGCGAAAUGGAAGUGAGUUUAUCUUUCGGCGGAGAAGGAUGGCUCGCAGGUGGUGCUGGUUGAGUUCAUUACAAUUAACAUAUGAGAUAGACGAUAGGGAGAUUGAGAACAAUACGGUGGUGGUGGAGGAGAAGUGAGAGAACAACUCAUUAAGCUGCACAAUUAACAAUAUGCAGGCAAUUUUUGCCUCGUCAAGACCAAAAAGUGGUGGUGAUACUUCAAAAUACUUUGUAGAUCAACUAUACUUAACACUCCGCCAAGCUGGGUUCAAUACAUUCAGAACUGAUGAUGAGGGGGAACAUGUUUCCUCUGAAGUAGUCAUGAAUGCAAUUGAAGGAUCAAUCAUUUUUAUUAUUGUUCUUUCCAAAAACUAUGCCUCAUCUAGAAGGUGUCUUAAUGAGCUUGUACAUAUCCUUGAGGUCAAGAAGAAUUCCAAACGGUUAAUUCUUCCUAUAUUCUAUGAUAUUGACCCUUCUGAUGCGCGCAAGCAAACUGGAAUCUUCGCUGAAGCCUUUGAAAGGCACGGAACAUGUUCUCAAUCAGAGCAAAACAUUCAACUAUGGAGAGCUGCACUCAGUAGAGUUGGUAAUUUAUCAGGAUGGGAUCUCAGGCAUGUUGCUGAAGGGUUUGAAUCCAAAUUUAUCCAUAUUAUUAGCGAGGAGGUCUUACAGGAAGUCAAAUCUCGAACACCCCUCUAUGUUACCAAGCACCCUGUGGCACUUUUUCCCCGUGUUAAUCAAAUAGAGAAGUUAUUGUUCAAAGGACGCUGCGAUGAUGUUCGUGUGAUUGGGAUUUACGGCAUGGGUGGAAUUGGCAAAACAACUCUUGCAAAAGCUGUGUUUAACCAAGUUCUUCAGCAUUUUGAGGCAAGUUGCUUUCUUGAAAAUGUGAAAUCGGAGGCUUCUGAAAGCCCUAAUGGAUUAGUUCAUUUACAAGAGCAACUUCUUCGGACGAUUCUUAGGAGAAAGAUCAAAGUGCACAAUGUGGAUGAAGGUAUUACAUUGAUCAAAGAAGGGAUCUGGCAGAAAAAGGUUUUCAUAGUCCUUGAUGAUUUGGAUGAUCAAUGCCAGUUAAAUGCAUUACUUGGAGAACGUGAUUGGCUUCGCCCGGGUAGUAGAGUUGUUAUAACAACCCAAGACAAGCAUUUGCUCAAAGAAUUACAAAUGAAUGAGCAAUAUGAAGCCAUGAAAUUGGAUCACAAAAGCUCUUUACAACUCUUCACUUUACAUGCCUUUAGAAAUGCACCACCGGCUGAAGACUAUAGUAUGCAUGUCGAUGGCAUUGUAACUUACUGUGCAGGAGUUCCACUGGCUCUUCAAGUUCUGGGAGCUUAUUUGUCUGAUAAAAAGAUCGAAGAAUGGAAAAAUGCCUUGGACAAAUUAAAGACGAUCCCUUCUAGCGAUAUUCAUACAAAACUGAGAAUAAUCUUUGAUGGACUUCCUGAUGAUUUUACAAAAGCUGUUUUCCUUGAUCUUGCUUGUUUCUUCUUCAAAAUCCAGAAGAGUGAGGUAGUAGGAAUAUUUACAGCUUGCGGUUUCUACCCUGAGGUUGAAAUUUGCGAAUUGAUUGACAAAUCUUUGUUAACAAUCGAUGAAAAUAAGCAUUUGAACAUGCACAAUUUGAUCCGGGAUAUGGGACGAGAAAUUGUUCAUAGCGAAUCACCUGAUAACCCGGGGAAGCGUAGCAGAUUAUGGUGCCCUAAAGACAUUUCUGAUGUACUCAUAGGACACAAGGGCACAAAAGCAGUUGAAGGAAUAGUCCUUGAAUCUUCAGCAUUGAAGGAUGUACCUUUUAGUACAAAAGCAUUUGAAAAAAUGGCCAAGUUAAGACUCCUACACAUCAAUCAUUUGCAGUUAUAUGGAAGAUUUCAGUAUCUACCCAAGUCACUAAAAUAUUUGCAUUGGCACUAUUGUCCUUUGAAAUGCUUGCCAUCUGACCUUUGUCUGGAGAAUCUUGUCAUUCUCAACAUGAGUUUUGGCAAAUUUAAGGAAUCUCAAGCGCCCUUAAAGUAUUUCAAGUGUUUGAAGAGCUUGGUGUUCUACAGUUGUGAGGAUCUCAAGAAAUCCCCAGAGUUUGUUGGUUUACAUAGUCUUGAGGAGUUAUCAUUUGGUUAUUGCUCAAAUUUAAUGGGGUUGGACUCAACAAUUGGAGAACUGAAGAGACUUCGUAUUUUAAACAUAGCUGAUUGUAAGAACCUACGAGAACUCCCACGAAGAAUCUGUGAGUUAAAAUCACUUGAAAUCUUAUAUCUCUAUCGCUGCUCAAAACUAGAAGAAUUGCCUGACGAUUUGGGAAAGUUGGAACGUCUGAAAGAAUUGAAUGCAGUUGCAACAGCUAUCACAAGAUUACCUGGUUCUGUUGGACAUUUAAAGAACUUGGAGAUGCUAUUGCUAUCACAGGACUUCCUAUUGAAAAGACAAUCCAAAUUUUCGGACAUAUUCUCAACUUGGUUGCAACCAAAAAGAAGCCAUAGUAGAGUGGGAUAUUUACCUUCUUCAUUUUCAAGUUUAAGUGCUUUAAAAGUUUUACAAAUUGAGAACUGGAAUAUGACUGAAGAUGAUAUUCCUUUUUCUCUUGCGAGCUUAUCAUCUUUACAGAAUCUAUGUUUUAGCAAUAAUAAGUUUCAUGCUAUACAUUUCAACCUUUGUGACCUUUCUAGUCUCAAGUAUCUAAAUUUAAGCGAAUGUCCGAAUCUUAAAAGUAUCCCUGAAAUUCCUCCCACUCUUCAGAAUCUCAGAGCUUAUAAGUGCAAGUCAUUAGAGAGACUUCCAAAUUUGUCAGGUUUGAAAAGGUUGGAGGAACUGGAAUUGUAUUGUUGUGAAAUGUUGACGGAGAUUCAAGGCUUGGAGAACCUUGAUUCUGUUAGACGAAUAAGUUUAUGGAGCUGCAAGAGUUUUGGAAGACUACUCGACGUAUCUAACUUGAGUAAAUUGAAGAACUUGGAUCUUAGUCACUGUGAAAGAUUGAUAGAGAUUCGCGGCUUGGAGAACCUUCAUUCCAUACGCUACAUCAACUUAUUCAAUUGCAAGGCUCUCAAAAAUCCUUUCACUGAAAACUUCUUCAAAGCCCAUUAUGAACAUGGUAGUGAGCUCCAACUAGGGCUUUGCAACAGCAAUGUUCCGAAUUGGUUUAGCUACAAAGUAGAUGGAUGUUCAAUGUGCUUCAAUAUGCCUUUACAGGGGGAGAGUACAUUCUUGGGCAUGUUUCUUUGGGUUGUUUAUGGAACAGUGGAUGAAACUAAAAAUGUUUAUCCUAAAGCCACCAUUGUCGAUCAAACAAAUGGCGUUGAGUUUAACCAUCGUCUGUGGACAACCAUAUCCUUUGCAGAAAAUUCGUCCAUCCAUUACAUACCACGAAUUUACUUCAAAUGUCCGGUUAAAGGCAGAGAAAUGAUGAGCAUUCAUAUUGAAUGCUAUGACUUUCCAACUGAAGAUUUUGUUAAGAAAUGUGGAGUUCAUCUGUUAUACAAAGACAAGAAUGGCCAGGUUCAUUCUGUCUGUGAGUUCUUCUCCUAGUUUUGACAGUGAAGAUGAAGUGACAAUCCAAUGUGCUUUAAGAGAGUAAGAGUGGAAUUCUGAUUCAGCACAUCUAGAAGACGAUAAUAAUUUUGUCUAUGCAUUUAGGGGUCAUUUGGUACGCGGGCUAAGGUGGGAUAAAGUAUGGUACUAAAUUUAUACUACUAUGUUUGGCUGACGAUAUAAAUUUAUCACCGUCAAUCAAACAUAGUAUAAACUUUGUCCCAAACUUAAUCCAGGAUAUCUCAUCUUAUCCCGUCAAACUUGGUAUUAUUUUAUCCUACCUCCUAGGUGAGAUAAAUUAGUCUAGGAAAUGUAUUCUGAGAUGGUUGAUUCAGGAGUUUGCCAUUUGUGUGCAGAACAAACUUGUAUAUAUUGAAAUUGAUGAUCCUAAAGAGACUGAUAACUUUAUGACACAAUGUUGGUUCCAGGCAGUAAAAACAGACCAUGCUACCUAGUGGUUUAUGUGUUAUCUAUUUCUAAGAUUAGCCUUUAGGCUUUUUCAUUUAUGAGUAUCCUUGCUAGGAUAUCUAGCUGAUGUUUGCUGUUAGUUUGGAUAUUGUUAGCAAUCUAGUUUUGACAGUAUUGUACUACCACUUGACACUAUUCCAUAGUCGAUCCCGUGGGUAUUGAUUGGACAUCAUAAUGUACAUAUGAUGGAAUGCUGGCUUCUGAUAGGAA
Messenger RNA from Nicotiana attenuata, 4687 nucleotides. RefSeq names its product TMV resistance protein N-like. Gene Ontology annotation, biological process: signal transduction; defense response. NCBI's taxonomy places the organism in Eukaryota, Viridiplantae, Streptophyta, Magnoliopsida, Solanales, Solanaceae. The transcript has 6 exons. Gene Ontology annotation, molecular function: ADP binding. Bases 662 to 4006 code for a protein of 1114 amino acids. The record is from RefSeq and is a predicted model, not a curated record.